Lodderomyces oxycetoniae is the source of this 1311-nucleotide messenger RNA. It is a transcript of the gene OYE32, whose product is annotated as Oye32p. The record is from RefSeq and is a predicted model, not a curated record. Gene Ontology annotation, molecular function: NADP binding; FMN binding; NADPH dehydrogenase activity. The transcript has a single exon. NCBI's taxonomy places the organism in Eukaryota, Fungi, Ascomycota, Pichiomycetes, Serinales, Debaryomycetaceae. Bases 1 to 1311 code for a protein of 436 amino acids. Gene Ontology annotation, cellular component: intracellular anatomical structure.
AUGACAGUUCCCAAGGAAAUUUCUCCCUCAGAUGAAAUUAAAGGUGCAUCAGAAGUUUCAUACUAUACUCCAGCACAGCCAGUAGCUGCUGGUACCUUUUUCGAAAACGAAAAGAACCUCGAUGCUCCGGCACCAGCGAUAUUCAGUCCAUUGAAAAUAGGAAACAUGACGAUUCAAAACAGGAUCGGGGUAUCGCCAAUGUGUCAAUACUCAGCGGAUUAUCAAUAUGAAGCAACUCCGUAUCAUUUGAUCCAUUAUGGUGCAAUGCUUAAUCAUGGACCAGGUAUAACUAUUGUCGAAAGUACAGCAGUAUCACCGGAAGGUCCAUUAUCACCACACGAUUUAGGAAUAUGGACAGAUGAACAAGCGCAAAAAUUAAAACAGGUUGUUGAUUAUGCCCACUCUCAAAAACAAAAGAUUGCUAUACAAUUGAAUCAUGGAGGCAGAAAGGCAUCGGGUCAGCCCCCUUUUUUGCAUUUAGAGCAAUUAUGCGACGAAACAGUUGGCGGGUUUCCUGAUAAAGUAGUUGCACCAAGUGCCUUACAAUUUAGACCCCAUGGCAAUUUAGUCAAACCUCAUGAAUUGGAAUUGGACGAUAUCAAACGCAUAAUUCGACAAUUUGGAGAUGCUGCGAAAAGAGCCGUUGAAAUAAGUGGAUUUGAUGCGUUGGAGAUCCAUGGUGCCCAUGGCUACUUGAUCAAUGAGUUUUACAGUCCUAUUUCAAACAAAAGGACUGAUGAAUAUGGAGGAAGUUUCGAAAACAGAGUACGGUUUCUUUUACAAGUGAUUGACGAAAUCAGUUCCAAAAUUGAUGCUACUAAAAUUCCGUUAUUUGUGAGAAUCUCAGCUGUUGAAAACAGUCCUGAUCCAGAAGCAUGGUCAAUUAAUGAUUCAAAGAGAUUAGCUGAUUUAUUAAUCGCAAAGGGUAUUAAAUUGCUUGAUGUCUCUUCGGGAGGAAACGAUUACAGACAAGCAGCAAGAUCGGGUUUAAGUCAAGAGAAAAAAGAGCCAAUUCACGUUCCUUUUGCUCGCGAGAUCAAGAAACAUGUAGGCGAUAAAUUGUUAGUUGCUUGUGUUGGAGGAUUGGAAAAAGAUCCUUUUUUGGUCAAUGAAUAUAUUGAAAAGGGCGAGUUUGAUGUUGCUCUCAUUGGAAGAGGCUUUCUCAGAAACCCGGGCUUGGUAUGGACAUUUGCUGAUCAGUUGGGCGUUAGAUUACAUCAAAACUUACAACUAGGUUGGGGUUUUUGGCCUAAUAAACAGCAAAUCAUUGAUUUAAUUAAAAGAACAGAAAACGCAAGCUUGGAAAAGUAG